Daktulosphaira vitifoliae (grape phylloxera) is the source of this 8742-nucleotide messenger RNA. RefSeq names its product neurogenic locus Notch protein (gene N). Gene Ontology annotation, molecular function: calcium ion binding; protein binding. The transcript has 20 exons. Gene Ontology annotation, biological process: regulation of developmental process; heterophilic cell-cell adhesion; Notch signaling pathway. NCBI's taxonomy places the organism in Eukaryota, Metazoa, Arthropoda, Insecta, Hemiptera, Phylloxeridae. The coding region runs from base 426 to 7643 and encodes 2405 amino acids. The record is from RefSeq and is a predicted model, not a curated record. Gene Ontology annotation, cellular component: protein-containing complex; plasma membrane.
CUCCUAGCGGCUAGUUUUGAAUAAACCGACGUACUGCGUGGUGGUCCGUGUUGCCGUCCGAUCCGCUUCAAAUUAUUUUUUUAGAUUUUACUAUUUUUUUAAUUUUUAUUUUAUUUACACGCGGAAUAGUGCAUGACUACGUAUGAUAAUAUUUUACAUUUCUGUAAUUAUUAAUAUUUAUCCGUCGCGACCUUACUGAUAGUUUUCGUGGUCGCGUGUGCCCUGUGUAAGUGUUGUUUUGAUUGUGCGUGUGUUGCUGUGCUUUUGUCCGUUGUUUUUGAUAGCAGUGUGUGCGAGACGGUUAUCAUGCGCUCCAUUGAAUUCGGAUAAAUCUUAUUCCACUGGUUUGUAUCGAUUUUAAAUAGAAAUCGUUAUUGGGCUUGCCAAUUGCGAUUGCUGCCCUUAUAACCGACGACGUACCAACCAUGAGGAGAAGACAGCCAUGCAGAACUCGGAUGGUGGUCGGUGCGAGCAUUUUGCUAAUAUUUUUGACAUUGGCUUUAGCACCCGACCAAGCAUCAGGAUCAACCGGAAUAGUGUCAUGCUCGCCCAACCCUUGUCUUCAUGGAGGCUCUUGUUACAUGAAAAGAACUGGAGAAUACGCUUGCAAUUGUACUGGAUUGUUCGUGGGCCCGUAUUGCCAGUGGAAAAACCCGUGUCAUACAGGACCCGUGCCUCGGUGCCAGAACGGAGGUACGUGUGCCGUCACGCAACUGUCGCCACACUCUCAGCCUGGAUUCGCGUGCCAGUGUCCACUAGGGUUCACAGCGUCCCUGUGCGAGAUACCCAUUUCUAAUGCCUGUGAUUCGAAACCUUGUCAGAACGGAGGCACGUGUUGGCUACACGAUAUCAAGGAGCAUCGAUGCAACUGCGCUCCCGGAUUCACAGGACCGAAUUGUGAGCUAGAAGAUCACUGCGCGUCGGGUCCGUGUAAAAACGGUGCCGAAUGCAAGUCCCAAGGCGAUUCCUACGAAUGUACGUGCGCCCCCGGGUUCACGGGCCCAACGUGUUCAGAAGACAUCGAGGAAUGUUCGACCACGGUGCCAUGUGUACACGGACAGUGCGUCAACACGCACGGAUCAUACGCGUGUAUGUGCGAGUCGGGUUACACUGGCAAGAACUGCGAGAUGGUGUAUGUACCGUGCGACCCGUCUCCGUGUGUGAACAACGGCCGGUGCAUGCAAAUCGACGAUCUCAAUUACGAGUGCAAGUGCAAGUCCGGGUUCCGUGGAAAGAACUGCGAAGAGAACAUAGACGAUUGUAUACCUCACGCAUGUCUGAACGGAGGUACUUGCGUGGACGGCGUGAACGCUUACACGUGUUCCUGUCCGCCUCAAUGGACUGGCGAAUCGUGUGAAUCUGAUGUGGACGAGUGCGCCAUGCGACCAAGUGUCUGCCAUAACGGAGCCACUUGUACCAACUCUUUGGGUUCAUACAAUUGUAUAUGUGUUAAUGGUUGGACUGGCCAAGACUGUUCUGUGAAUAUUGAUGACUGUGCCGGCGCUGCCUGUUUCAACGGUGCUACCUGCAUCGAUCGAGUGGGAAGUUUCCAUUGCCAAUGCACUCACGGAAAAACAGGUCUGCUGUGUCACUUGGACGAUGCCUGUACAUCGAACCCGUGUCAUGCGGACGCAAUUUGUGAUACCAGCCCCAUCAACGGGUCGUACACUUGUUCGUGUGCGUCUGGCUAUAAAGGAAUCGACUGCUCGGAAGACAUCAACGAAUGCGAACAAGGAUCCCCAUGUGAACACGACGGCGUGUGCGUUAACACACCCGGAUCUUUCGCUUGCAACUGUCCACAAGGAUUUACUGGACCAAGAUGCGAAACAAACGUAAACGAAUGCGAUUCUCAUCCAUGCAAGAACGAAGGGUCUUGCUUAGAUGAUCCUGGCACGUUCCGAUGCGUUUGCAUGCCAGGAUUCGCUGGUACUCAAUGCGAAAUUGACGUAGACGAAUGCGAAACCAACCCAUGCGAAAAUGGUGGCCUAUGCACUGACAUGAUCAAUGGAUAUAAAUGUUCUUGUCCAGCUGGGUUUUCUGGUCCAAGAUGCCAAAUCAACAUUGACGACUGCGUGAGCAACCCAUGUCGUCAUAGUGGUAUAUGCCAUGACUCUAUCGCGGGUUACCAAUGUGAAUGCUCUCCGGGUUUCACUGGUUUUAAUUGCGAACACAAUAUUAAUGACUGCUUGUCAAACCCUUGCAAACAUGGCGAAUGCAUUGAUGGACAGAAUUCAUUUACUUGUUCUUGCCAUCCCGGCUAUACAGGUUUAUUAUGUCAAGAUCAAUUGGACGAAUGUGCUUCUGCACCAUGUCAGCACGGGGGUACUUGCGAGGAUUUGAUUAACGGUUAUCAGUGUCGAUGUCGGGCUGGUACAUCAGGUUCCAAUUGUGAAAUAAACAUAAAUGAAUGCGUUUCUAAUCCGUGUAGAAACGGUGCUAAAUGCAUCGACGGAAUCAACAAAUACUCUUGCGAUUGCCUACCUGGAUUUACUGGUUUACACUGUGAAAUGAAUGUAGAUGAAUGUGCUAGUAGUCCCUGUGCCAAUGGUGGAAGUUGCGUAGAUUUAGUAGCUGGUUGGCGUUGUGAAUGUCCUCGUGGAUAUUAUGGUCCUCGAUGCUUAUCCGACAUAGAUGAAUGCGCUAGUAAUCCAUGUUCUCUAAACGCUUUGCGUUGUGAAGAUGGAUUGAACCAGUUUAUAUGCCACUGUAGACCAGGGUAUACUGGAAAACGUUGUGAAUUCGAUAUUGAUGAGUGUAGCUCAAACCCUUGUCAACAUGGAGGUGUUUGCACAGACCGUGUCAACGGUUAUACAUGCCAAUGUAAACCGGGUUACUCCGGACAUAACUGCGAUAUUAACAUUGAUGAUUGUGCAAUUAAUCCGUGCAAAAAUGGUGGUUCGUGUAUAGAUUUAGUAAAUUCUUACAAAUGUGUAUGUCAACUUCCAUUUAGUGGACCAGAAUGUCAAAGUCGUUUAGACCCUUGCACACCAAAUAGAUGUCGUAAUGGUGCUAAAUGUUCUCCGUCGAGCAAUUAUUUGGACUUUACUUGUGAAUGUUCAAUUGGCUGGAAAGGUCGAUUAUGUAACGAAGAUGUGGAUGAAUGUGCUUUAACAGCUCCAUGUCGAAACGGUGCAACUUGUAUAAAUACUGAUGGAUCUUAUAAGUGUGCAUGUGCGCCUGGUUUCCAAGGUCGGGAUUGUGUUAUUAAUACUGACGAAUGUGCUUCUUCUCCUUGUCAAAAUGGAGCCACUUGUUUAGAUGGUAUUGGUGAUUAUUCAUGUAUGUGUUCGGAUGGUUUUUCGGGUCGACAUUGCGAAGUAGAUAAUGACGAAUGUCUCUCUCAACCAUGUCUGAAUGGAGCAACGUGUAAACAGUAUGUUAAUUCAUACACUUGUACUUGCCCUGUAGGAUUUUCAGGUAUUCACUGUCAAACCAAUGACCAAGACUGUACUGAUUCGUCUUGUAUGAAUGGUGCAACUUGUGUGGAUGGAAUUAAUAAUUAUACAUGUAUAUGUCCACUUGGAUAUAAUGGCCUUAAUUGUCAAACCCGAAUCAACGAAUGUGACUCUUCACCUUGUGAAAACAGUGGUACUUGUUUGGACCAUGGAAAAUAUUAUUCAUGUCACUGUGCUUAUGGGUACACUGGUAAAAACUGUGAAUUGUUGGUAGAUUGGUGUAAUGGUGGUGGUGGAAUACCUGAGCCAUGUGAGAAUGGAGCUACGUGUAAACAAAUGCAAAAUACUUACCAAUGUGUUUGUCAACCUGGUUGGACUGGAAAAGUGUGUGAUGUUGAAAUGGUAUCUUGUAAAGAUGCUGCUUUCAGAAAGGGCGUACGACGUGAUGCUUUAUGUCAUAAUGGUGGAAUAUGUGAAGAUAUUGGUAACAGUCAUCGCUGCCAUUGUGCUGAUGGAUACUCGGGAAGUUAUUGUACAAAAGAAAUAAAUGAAUGUGACUCUGCACCUUGUCAAAAUGGAGCUACUUGUAAAGAUUUAGUGGCUGGAUAUUCUUGUCAAUGUUCUCGUGGUUUCCAGGGGCAAAAUUGUGAAUUAAAUGUUGAUGACUGUCAUCCAAAUCCUUGUCAAAAUGGAGGAACGUGUAGAGAUCUUAUAAAUGGAUUUAGUUGCUCUUGUCCUCCUGGAACUUUGGGUAUUAUUUGUGAUAUUAAUAUUGAUGAUUGUACACCAGACGCUUGUCAUAAUAAUGGAACUUGCGUUGAUAAAGUGGGAGGCUUUGACUGUCAUUGCCCAGCAGGUUUUGUGGGUCAUCGAUGUGAAGGAGAUAUAAAUGAAUGUUUAUCUAAUCCAUGUGAUCCAUUUGGAACAUUAGACUGCGUGCAACUUGUGAAUAAUUACCAUUGUAAUUGCCGAGGAGGUUAUAUGGGAAGGCACUGUGAAACAAAAGUUAAUUUCUGUGAAAGCAGUCCUUGUCAAAAUGGUGGUGUUUGUACCCAAGUAGAAGGUGGGCACACAUGUGCUUGUCCAAAAGAAUUUUCUGGUAGAAACUGCGAGUUCUUUGGUGUUGACUGUGAUUCUAGUCCUUGUCAAGGUGAUGGAAUAUGUCAUUCAUUAGAGCAUGGAGGAUAUCGUUGUGAAUGUCCUUUAGGAACAACAGGAACUCAUUGUGAAAUUGACAGUUACAAUGAAUGUGAUAGCAAUCCAUGUGAACAUGAUGGUACAUGUCAGAAUAAACUUGGUGAUUAUGCAUGCUUCUGUCCACAAUAUUGGUCUGGAAAGAACUGCAAUAUGUACGAUUCAAAAUUUAAAGGUGGACUUGGAAAAUUUUCUACAAAAGGCAUUACGCUGAAGAAAGAUUAUGAUUGGGAACGCGAAUUAACAAGUUGCGUGACAAAUGGAUGUCAGGCAAAAUCUCAGGACAAUAAAUGCCAUCCAGAGUGUAAUACUGCUGCAUGUGAUUUUGAUGGAGGUGACUGUUCUCUUGGUUUAAAUCCAUGGAGGAAUUGUACAGCAACAAAGAAAUGUUGGCAAGUAUUUGCUGAUGGACGAUGUGAUGUUGAAUGUAAUACAAUGGAAUGUUUGUAUGAUGGUAGAGACUGUGAAAAAACUAUUUUACCUUGCAACCCAAUUUAUGAUGCAUACUGUCAAAGUCAUUAUGCUGAUGGUCAUUGUGAUUAUGGUUGUAACAAUGCAGAAUGUAAUUGGGAUGGUUUAGACUGUGAAAGAGAACCACCCAAAAUUGCUGAAGGUGCAAUGCGAUUAGUUUUGAGGAUGGACUACCAUCAAUUGACCUCUAAUAUUACUUCGUUUUUGAGAGAUAUUGGCCGUGAAAUACGAGCAACUGUACGUGUAAAACAAGAUAGUUUGACAGGUAAACAAAUGAUUUUCCCAGCGGAAAGUCCUCCUGGAGCUGUUGUUAUAUAUUUAGAAAUUGAUAACAGAAAAUGUGAAAUUACCAGAGAUAUUGAAUGUUUUUCAAGUGCUACAGGGGCUGCAGAAUUUUUAGCAGCAUCAGCAGUUAGCCAUGCUUUGUCGACAUCUUUCCCUAUUUAUAGAGCCGAAGGUGUUAACCCUGGCAGUCAAAUACCUACUGAACAGCCAAGAAGUAGCACAGCUCUUGUUUUAACUGGAAUGUUCUUAAUAUUAGUAGUUGGACUUAGUCUGGGUGUAUUAAUUUCAACUCAUCGUAAAAAAGCAGCUGGAAUAACAUGGUUCCCUGAAGGAUUUUUACGAACUGGAAGUAACAGUAGCAGAACUAGUACACAGAGACGUGUUCCUGAUGGCCAAGAACUUAGAACUAUGAAACAGAAUAACGUAACUCUUAGUUGUAUGGAUAUGAGUAAUGGGGGAAUGACAAUAGGUCGUGGAGCUGGGGCUUGGUCUGAUGAAGAUGCUGAAGGUGAUAUGCCACCUGCAAAACGACAUAGACCUGCUCCUAUUAUAUCAUCACAGCCUCUAGAUAAUCCGUAUGACGAUGUUUGGAGCCACUGUAACUUAAAUUCAAAUGAUAACAAAGCGACUGUUAUGUAUACUCCUCCAUCAAGGGAAACUGAAGUUAAUGAAAGACUCCCUGGUGGUUUAACCAGAUUAAUGGAUGUGACAGUUGCGGGAUGUGCUGGAUUGGAUACAAGCAUUGAUAAUGAAGAUGAAGAUGGACAAGAUGCAACUACUAAUAUGAUAUCUGAAUUAGUUUCUCAAGGCGCUGAGUUAAAUGCAACUCUUGAAAAAACUGGAGAGACUUCACUUCAUUUGGCUGCAAGGUAUGCUCGUGCAGAUGCUGCUAAACGUUUGUUGGAUAUGGGAGCUGAUGUUAAUUUCCAAGACAAAACAGGUCGAACCCCACUACAUGCAGCUGUAGCUGCUGAUGCUAUGGGUGCUUUCCAAAUAUUGCUAAGAAAUCGUUCAACCAACCUUAAUGCUAGAAUGCAUGAUGGAACUACUCCUUUGAUAUUAGCAGCUAGACUGGCUAUUGAAGGAAUGGUUGAGGACUUAAUACAUGCUGAUGCUGACAUAAACAUUCCAGAUAAUAGUGGAAAGACAGCUUUACAUUGGGCUGCAUCUGUAAAUAAUGUUGAUGCUGUAAAUAUACUGUUAGCCAAUAAUGCUAAUAAAGAUGCUCAAGAUGAUAAGGAUGAAACACCAUUAUUCCUGGCUGCACGAGAAGGAAGCUAUGAAGCAUGUAAGGCAUUACUGGAUAAUUUUGCUAAUCGUGAGAUUGCUGAUCAUAUGGAACGACUUCCGAGAGAUGUUGCUAGUGAACGAUUACAUCAUGAUAUUAUUCGACUUUUGGAUUCGCAUAUAGCACAUCCCAAUUCUCAAACAAUGGUUCCUGUUAAUAAUAAUUUCAUGAAUUCUCAACAUAUAUUGUCUCAUUCUAAUAUUAAUAUUCCGGGUAUCAAAUUAAGCAAUAAUGGUACAACUAAGGGCAAAAAGAGACCAAAACCUUCUAAUCCUACGAGCCCUGCUGACUCGAUGGAUUCAAGUAUAUCCAUUAAACGCAAAGGUAGUGUUAAAAAACAACCUCCACCUCCACCACCACCUUUGUCGUCUACUGCUGCUGCACCAAGCAAUAAGAAACCAUUUGGUUUAGAUGUUUAUGGUGGAACAAACAAUAUUGACUUAAUGGCAUUAGAUGUAUCAAGACUGUAUGGAAAUGGUCUUUCAUCUCAACCUCCAGCUUAUGAGGAAUGUUUAUCUCAACCACAGAGAAUGUCUAAUUAUGGUGUAGCUAUGCAACAACAGCAACAACAACAACCAGACUACAGAGCUAUUCAUCAACAGUUACUUGGCAUGCAAACCUUUCAAGAGCCUUCACCACCUCAUAGUGUUGUUAUGUCUCCUUCGCCAGGUAAAACUAGGCCAUCUUUGCCUACAUCACCUACUCAUAUGCAAGCCUUAAGGCAUGCCACAAUGCAAGCAGUUGAUCCAUUCAGUCAAUUCCACCACUAUUAUGGAACACAACAGUCAUCACUACAGCCUUCUGCACCACAACAUCCUCAACAGUAUCUAACACCACCUUCAGAUGUAGCACCUGAGAGUUACCCAACCCCAUCACCUGAUUCCCCAUGGCAUUGGUCAUCAUCGUCCCCUAAUUCCAAUUCAGAUUGGUCGGAAGGUAUUUCAUCACCACCCAAUAAUAAUAACAACAACAGUCAUCCAAACAAAGUUUCAGAUGCUGUUUAUAUUUAAUUCUUGUUAUUACCAAAUAUAUACAUUUUGUCUUUCCACUUAAUUCAUGAUGACACAUAUAAUUAUUAUACUAAUAGGUAUACUUUAUUACCACACAAAAGGCUAAGAAAUAAAUUUGUGCCAUCAAGUAGUAGAAUGUUUUGGGAUAUUUAAUAAGACUAAAAUUCUUAUAAAGUUAGAUAGUGGUAUUUCAAUCAUUAUUUUUAUUAAAUAUCGAAAUAUAGUUAUAUUAUUUUAGCUCUGCUAUAUUGAAAUGCAAAUUGUUUACCACUUUCUGUUUUUUAUAAGUUAAUAUAAAUUUUUAAAAUUUAAUUUUUAUUAUUUAUGUGAAAUCCUGAUGUUUUACAAUUUCAAAUUUAAAAACAUAAUUUAUGUUAUGUUGAUGGAUUAUCCUUUUUCUUGGUUCAUUCUUAAGUUGUUUAAAGUACAGAUUUUAUUUACAAACAUAUAUUUAUAUUAUAUAUUAAUGUACAUGAUUAUUAUUGUAUAUGAAUACCAUUUUCCACAAAAAACCCCUUUUUUGCCGUGUUAAUUACGGUGUCUACCAAUCUUUACUAUUUGUAUUAUUUUAUUAUUAUUUAUUAUUAUUUUUAUUAUUAUUAUUAUUAUUACUUUUUUUUGUUCUUUUAAAUUUGUCUCGUUGUCUUGUCGAGAAAAUGACUAUAUCGAACAAUCAUAUAAUUAUAUACUAGACUUAUUCGGUGGUUAAGCAAAACAACAAGACUGCUAAUAUUGUAAAUUUGUUUGUAUAAAUCAUUUUUUAACUAAGGGAUUGUUCGUUCACGAUCUCAACACAUGACAUUUAGUUAUAAAUAUUGUUAUUGAAAUAUUAUUGUAAAUUAUUAUUUUCUAUUUUUAAUUUUAUAUAUUGUACAAAUAGUAAUAAUAAAAUUUCAUCAUAAAUUUGUAGCAUAAUUUGUAAUUCACUUUAAAUUUGUAAGAUAUAUAUAUAAUUAUUGAAUUUUAUUAAAAAUUAUUUUGUAAACAGUAGAAAAUGUUUAUGGAUCUAACUUUUGUUCUGUGAUUCAAAUUUAGUGUAAAUUUAUCAUUGUCUGUACAUUAAAAGGCAAAACAUUGUCAUAUAAUUGGUUUAUAUAUU